AUGCCAUUGAUUUCACAAAUUUAUCAAAAAAUGAUAGUGUUCAGGAGUUUAGCAAUGAAAACUAUGCUUUCGAUAUUCACAAUCAACAUUGCUGAUCUUUACCAUCUUAUUCAUACAUUAUUAACUUUUAGAACUGUGAUCGCAUGUACGAUACGCAAAAUAUUGCAUACUACUAACGACUCUACAGAAACAAUGUCACUUAUGUCACAAUCAUCAGAUAUGUCAAUAUUUUCGCAAACUUCAACAGUGUCUACCAUUGAAUCACCACCACCACAAAAUAAAAAAAGGAAAUCAGUUAAAUCACCAAAAAAAUCACCAAAAAAAUUAUCUUAA
Molecule: messenger RNA, 333 nt
Organism: Entrophospora candida
Lineage: Eukaryota; Fungi; Glomeromycota; Glomeromycetes; Entrophosporales; Entrophosporaceae
Source: the annotation of a GenBank genome assembly